Arabidopsis arenosa is the source of this 1114-nucleotide messenger RNA. The record is from the annotation of a GenBank genome assembly. Lineage: Eukaryota; Viridiplantae; Streptophyta; Magnoliopsida; Brassicales; Brassicaceae.
ACGACGAUUAGAGUUUCGAAACUGCCGAACUCUGCUUACCAGCGAGAUUAAUGGCAUCUUCCACUGGUCUCACCGUCGCCGGAGCUCUACUUUCCGGAGAUUUUCGAUUACCAGAUAUAUCAUCGUCUCUAAUACCCAGAAAGACUUCUUCUUCAUUGUCAUGCCUCAACAACAGAGCGUAUAAUUGCUGUUGGCGACUAUCCAGAAGCAAAAUUUUGACUUCUCUCAGUAAAUCACGGAGACUCGCUGUGGGAAAGGAAGCGGAAGAUGGGUUUCUCUCGAAUGUGAGUGAAGAUACCGAUGAGAUGUUUGACGACUUGUUCAACAAAUAUGGGAAGGUUGUUUUUAGGAGCAAUGAUGUAAAGUCUCCAACAGCCGAGGUUGAUGAUGACGCAGAAAGUUUAGCAUUUGCUGUUGAAUUGGCUAAAGUUGCGAGUGAUGUGAAAGCUGGAGACAUUAAGGUCCUCUUUGUGAAGCCUCUUGUUUACUGGACUCGGUUUUUCAUCAUUGCCACUGCGUUUUCCCGCCCUCAAAUCGAUGCAAUCGGAUCCAGGAUGAGAGACCUGGCUGAGAAGAAGUAUGGUAAGGUUGCUAACGGAGAUGUAAAGCCAAAUUCGUGGACAUUGUUAGAUUUUGGUGAUGUUGUGAUCCAUUUAUUCUUACCUCCGCAAAGGACAUUCUAUAACUUGGAAGACUUUUACGGGAAUGCUAUGCAAAUUGAACUUCCCUUUGAGGAUCAGUCACCACCAAGGAGCUGAUAUGAUGAGACAGUCUGUUCCAAAACACAAAAAAGUAACAGUUUGAAAGAAGAAAUUUGUUGAUUCUCUUCACUGGCUAGAGUCAUGGCACAAGAAGGCUGUCGAUUUUUAAUUUUUGUUUGUCCACGCAAUGCUCUGAUGGUUUACACAGCUCUUGGCGUGAAGGGUUGAUGGUCCAACAACAUCAAGAGAUCUCAGGACAUAUUUCUAGUUUGUUUGUUGGAUAGAGUUAGACCAAAUUGUGUUCCGGAUUUAUGUAAUGUAUGCUUUAGGAUGAUUUUUCAUGUUAUGGAACACACACUGACCAAGACUCUUAUCUAAUUUGCUUUUCACAGCAACAAAAUUCAUGUACUUAG